CCUAUUUUUUUGAUCAAGUUGUGACUGUGGACAACAUUCAGAGUUUGAGCCCUGAGCUCCCACAGCCUCUCUCUGAGGCUGUAUCUAGUGGUUAUAAUGGAGCACUAUUAAUAUGUGGAACCUUUACAGAGGAGAUUUGUUCUGUGAUCGACAACAUAAUCAUCAAACAGGUUCUUGAAAAUCUAUUCAGUCGUCUACUCUCAAAUGUAAAAGAGAAGUUAUUCAUCUCAGUGUCAUUCCUUCAGUUUUAUCCAGAUGGCAGUGCUGUAGACGUCCUGAGCCCUGAUAGGCCGACUCUAAAACCUGUAGCACAUCCCAUCCUUGGAAAUCUCAUAACAGGUUUAAGUGAGGUGUGUGUGUGCUCAGCACAAGAAGCCUACACUCUCUAUGAAACCUGCAGAGAGACUCUGAAGUGCAACACAGGCCCCAUUUUCAGCAGGUGUAGUUCCCUCUUCUCUGUGGUGGUUGAGUUGAAACUGGAUCCAGAGGAGGUGGAGCCAAAAGUCUGCCGCAGCAGACUGCAGCUGUUCAGCCUGGCAGGGGGAGCCAGCAGGAGCGACCUCCGAGGAGUCAGCCCAUUGGUGAAGAUUUUGGACCACACCCAAUGUGAAGCCGCAACAGGUGAUGAGCACCUCCCUUUCCUGCUAAAUGAGGCCUUAACAGGAAACAGCAGGACAGCCCUCAUCUACUGCCUCAACCCUCAAGAUUACCAGACCUCCGCUGCUUUAAGUUUGGCCCAGAAAGCAAGACGUCUGGUCACCAAGGCCAAGGUCGGUCACUGGUGUCCAAGAGUAACAGAGCAAAAGAUCAGAAAUGAUAUCAUGGAGCUGAGAACCAUGAUGAUGUCACUGGGGGGAAAUGAAGCUCAAAACAGCUACCGGCUGGCAGAGCUGACCCAAAACCUGCAGAUUGUGAAAAAUCAGUCAUGGGAGAAGCGGAGGGAUGAGUCAAAGAAGAUAAAAGGCAAAGCACAGGGUUGUCGGACAGCAAACAGAAAAUGGCGCAGCUCUGAUCAUAGUACAGAGAGUACAGACACAAUGAAAUGUUUACAAGAGCAGCUGAAACAAGAAAUGGAGGAACAUAUCAGAGAGGGGAAGGGGAGUGAAGAGAAUGUCCAGGAGAGGGUAAUAAGAAUCCAGCAGCUGAGGGAGUCUCUGCAAGAGGAGAAACUGAAGAGUGGGGCGGCUUCACAGAAAUCUGACCUCUGUCCACACUCUCAUUUGGAGUACAACGUAGCACAGGAGCGUAGGAGGCAACUUAAGGAGCACCAUGGGAGAUUAAUUCAAGAGGAGGUGGAGAAGAUGGAGAGGGACUUGGCACAGGAGCAGCUACCGACAGAGGGCCCCCAGAGAGAGCUGCUGGUGCUGACCAGAGAGCGGCAGGUCCUGGUGCUGCAGAUGGAGGCCCUGCGCACCGAGGCCCAGGGCGCUGAGAGAGACCUGCAGAGUCAGUAUGACCAACACCAGACAGAGCUGCACUGUCUGAGAGAGGAGAGUCUGCAGGUGUUCAGAGUGUUUCGUCAGGUCAGUGAGGAGCAGAGGAAGAUGACAGAGGGCAGGUACAGAGGUGUGCUGCUAGAGGCCGUGCAGGAUGCUGUCUACUUGUCGGCCCAGAACCAGCAGCUGCAGGCGGAAAAUAAACAGCUCCGUAAAGCACUCGGAGAGCUGAAGGAUGCUUUUGCUGUGCGAGGUGAUCCUAUGGAUGAAGUGGCAUCACAAGUACAAUAGAUGGAUGGAUAGGUGACCUAAAGCUCCUGUGAGGAACUUUGUUUGUUGAUUAUUGCGCCCCCUAGUGGACAAAGCUGGACCUCUUACAUAUUUGCUGACUUUGUCCUGUGCAUGUGUUCAGAUGUAUCAGUCUGUUAAUUUUUGCAGUGGAAAAAGUAGAGGAAAGGCUGAUUUGUUUGGUUUGUUCUGACACCUACCCCCUCAUAAUGGUUACAGACAAUGUACAAAAUAGAAACAGUCUGUUUUCUCACUGAUCGUCUUGUUUGCUUUUGUAUGUCAGAAAAACAAAUCACCAUUGAUUUAAAUCCACUGCAUAACCAUUAAAAAACUCCUUACUUUAAA
Notolabrus celidotus (New Zealand spotty) is the source of this 2069-nucleotide messenger RNA. Its product is annotated as trichohyalin. Lineage: Eukaryota; Metazoa; Chordata; Actinopteri; Labriformes; Labridae. The coding region runs from base 822 to 1727 and encodes 301 amino acids. The record is from RefSeq and is a predicted model, not a curated record. The transcript has 15 exons.